AAUACGGGGGUGACAAUUUUGUUUCAACGAAGUACCCGGAAGUAAAACUUUGGCGGGAGUUUCAGUAAAAGUUUAUAUUCCUAUUUUAGUUGAUCGAUAAAUUAGGCGACUACUAUAAAGAUGUUAGCUGCGGAGAAAAAAGAUGCUGUACAAAAUGGAAUCAACGAAACACACCAGAACGGUACUAAUGGUGUGACAACAGAAAAUGGAACACAACAGAAUGAUACUAAUGGUGUGACAACUGAAAAAGGAACAAAUGGUGUCACAGAGGCCAAGAUUGCCAAGCUCAUGCCCGUCAAAAGGCAUGAUGAAUAUCAAUACCUGGAUGCAAUUCAACACAUUUUGGACCAUGGUGCUAGAAAAGAAGAUCGUACUGGGACUGGAACUCUUUCAGUGUUUGGCCAGCAAGCCAGAUACAGCCUCCGGGAUGAUGUGUUUCCUCUUCUGACCACAAAGCGAGUGUUCUACCGGGGUCUUGCUGAAGAGCUAUUGUGGUUUAUCCGUGGCAGCACCAAUGCCCAGGACCUCAAAGACAAGAAUGUUCACAUCUGGGAUGCAAAUGGAUCAAGGGAGUUCUUGGAUAACUUGGGUUUGACGCAUAGAAAAGAAGGAGAUCUAGGUCCAGUUUACGGUUUCCAGUGGAGACAUUUUGGUGCUGAAUAUGAAGACAUGUACACUGAUUAUACUGGAAAGGGUGUCGACCAACUCAAGUAUGUGAUAGAAAAGAUAAAGACAAGCCCUGAUGACAGGAGGAUUAUCAUGUCUGCUUGGAACCCACCAGAUCUUCCAAAGAUGGCGUUGCCUCCAUGCCAUGCCUUCGUCCAGUUUUAUGUCGCCAAUGGUGAACUCUCCUGCCAACUUUAUCAAAGAUCUGGAGAUAUGGGCCUUGGAGUGCCAUUCAAUAUUGCCAGCUACUCGCUACUCACAUACAUGAUCGCACACAUUACAAAAUUAAAGCCUGGGGAUUUUGUCCACACCAUCGGUGAUGCCCAUGUCUACCUGAACCACAUCGAGCCACUCAAGGUUCAGCUACAGAGGGAACCACGUCCAUUCCCCAAGCUCUUCAUCAAGGGGACUGUUACGGAUAUUGAUGAUUUCAAAAUGGAGGACUUCGAUCUCGUUGACUAUAAACCGCAUCCAAAGAUUGCUAUGGAUAUGGCUGUGUAAUACUUAAAACUUUUCUUGGACAUUCAAAGAACUUUGGUUCUAUUGGGAGUUGUUCCUAAUACUCAUUAGAUAUGACAUUCUGUCCUGUCUGAAAAUCUGUCUCAAUUGCAGGUGCCUAUCUCAAACAUUUAGAUUCUUUAUCGAUCACUGCCUAAACUGCCCUGCCCUAGAUUUUUAAUCAUGAAUAAAAGGCAAACUGCUACUGACUGCUACUGACUGCAACUUUCAUUAGAGAGGGGUGCAUUUAAAUAAUAUUGUAACUCAAAAAUGUAAAUCAUAUGUUAUAAUUCUUUCAGCUUAAUCUUUCAAAUCUUGAAA
Lineus longissimus is the source of this 1485-nucleotide messenger RNA. RefSeq names its product thymidylate synthase-like. NCBI's taxonomy places the organism in Eukaryota, Metazoa, Nemertea, Pilidiophora, Heteronemertea, Lineidae. Gene Ontology annotation, biological process: dTMP biosynthetic process. Gene Ontology annotation, molecular function: thymidylate synthase activity. The record is from RefSeq and is a predicted model, not a curated record. The coding region runs from base 121 to 1167 and encodes 348 amino acids. The transcript has 8 exons. Gene Ontology annotation, cellular component: mitochondrion; cytosol.